Messenger RNA from Coprinopsis cinerea okayama7#130, 723 nucleotides. RefSeq lists its product as hypothetical. The record is from RefSeq and is a predicted model, not a curated record. The coding region runs from base 1 to 723 and encodes 240 amino acids. NCBI's taxonomy places the organism in Eukaryota, Fungi, Basidiomycota, Agaricomycetes, Agaricales, Psathyrellaceae. The transcript is spliced from 3 exons.
AUGGAAAGAUACUUUCCAGUUGCACGAAGUUCUUUUUCACGACAAGUGCCCACAAGCAUACGACUCAUCAAGAAUCCACCCCCUUUGAACGAAGACUGCUCUCAGAAGGACGACGCCGAGCCCAGGGUCAUUGCUCCAGCCUCCCAUCCCUCCGGGGUCAAGGAGAAGCACACAUUUGCCAAAACAUUCGCCAAAGAUGCCUCAAGAGCGGAUUUCAAUGCAGUCCUUCUCAAGACACUGGGUACGAAGGAUAACCCCAUCACUCAUUCCGACAUAAUGGAGAGGUCAGAUUUUGUGCAUUCUGCUGCCACCGGACACCAGCGCACUGAGGAAAGAGUGAACAGAAGGCUAUGGCACCAACAUACCGAGCCUAAGCUGAGGGCCCAGCGAGCUCAAUCGUCCGGUGCAGCAGCACCUCAGCAGAUCUUUCGCAAUAUUCGGGUCUACAUCAAUGGGUAUCUGGACGGAACAACCGACAUUGAAAUCAAGAGAAUCGUGACUGAGGGGGGUGGAACGGUCGUACCCACACCUUCAAGGAGCACUCAUAUUCUGACGUCGACAGGGCUGAGUGGAUCCAAGUCGCAAAAGUUUUUAACUUCGAAAAGUCAACGACGAUACAUUGUGAAGCCCGAAUGGAUUCUCGAUAGUUAUGCUCGAGGAAAGCGUAGGUCGGAGAGUAUGUAUAUCGUCAAGCUCGAUAGGACUUCAAAAUAUUUCGGUUAA